AUGAGGGACUCGGGCGUGAUGUUUGCUCAGCCAUCUGGCCUUCCGGUGUUGGCGUGGGAUGACCUGGUGGCCUGUCCAUUCCCAAACUGGCGACUUGCUUUGGCCAAAUUGAGUCCCAGCACCGAAUAUGGAUUGGGCAAAUCGUUGCACUUUCUGCUACUGUCUCUGAUGAUGGAUCCGCGACGGAUGUCGAAACGUCUGGCGAAUAAACGUAUUGUCCCAACGAUCGAGUCGUCUUCUUCUCAUGCAAUACCAUUGUAA
Molecule: messenger RNA, 261 nt
Organism: Dibothriocephalus latus
Lineage: Eukaryota; Metazoa; Platyhelminthes; Cestoda; Diphyllobothriidea; Diphyllobothriidae
Source: the annotation of a GenBank genome assembly